AUGAAGCUAAAGCAGCGAGUCGUGCUGUUAGCAAUCCUUCUUGUCAUCUUUAUCUUCACCAAAGUUUUCCUGAUUGACAACUUAGACACAUCAGCUGCAAACCGAGAGGACCAGCGGGCUUUUCACAGAAUGAUGGCCGGCUUGCGGGUGGAGCUGGUGCCCAAGCUGGACCACACCUUGCAGUCUCCCUGGGAGAUCGCAGCCCAGUGGGUGGUUCCCCGGGAAGUGUACCCGGAAGAGACACCAGAGCUGGGGGCAAUCAUGCACGCCAUGGCCACCAAAAAAAUUAUUAAAGCUGACGUGGGUUAUAAAGGGACACAGCUGAAAGCCUUACUCAUACUUGAAGGAGGACAGAAAGUUGUUUUCAAGCCUAAGCGGUAUAACCGAGACUAUGUGGUAGAAGGGGAGCCAUAUGCUGGUUAUGAUAGACACAAUGCAGAGGUAGCAGCCUUUCAUUUGGACAGGAUUCUGGGUUUCCGCCGAGCCCCCUUGGUGGUUGGCAGAUUUGUUAAUCUACGGACAGAAAUCAAGCCUGUUGCCACGGAGCAGCUCUUGAGCACCUUCCUAACAGUAGGAAAUAAUACUUGUUUCUACGGGAAGUGUUAUUACUGCCGGGAAACAGAGCCAGCUUGUGCUGAUGGAGACACGAUGGAAGGAUCUGUCACACUUUGGCUCCCAGAUGUGUGGCCUCUGCAGAAACACCGACACCCAUGGGGCAGGACUUACCGAGAGGGCAAACUGGCCAGGUGGGAGUACGAUGAGAGCUACUGCGAUGCUGUGAAGAAAACAUCCCCAUAUGAUUCUGGACCCCGCCUCUUGGAUAUCAUUGACACCGCUGUUUUUGAUUACCUGAUUGGCAAUGCUGACCGCCAUCACUAUGAGAGUUUUCAAGAUGAUGAAGGCGCUAGUAUGCUCAUCCUUCUUGAUAAUGCCAAAAGCUUUGGGAACCCAUCACUGGAUGAGAGAAGCAUCCUUGCCCCCCUCUAUCAGUGUUGCAUCAUUCGGGUUUCUACAUGGAACAGACUGAACUACCUAAAGAACGGUGUGCUGAAGUCUGCCUUAAAAUCUGCCAUGGCCCAUGACCCCAUCUCCCCUGUGCUGUCUGAGCCUCACCUGGACGCUGUGGACCAGCGGCUCCUGAGCGUCCUGGCCACCGUGAAGCAGUGCACUGAUCAGUUUGGGGCGGACACUGUGCUGGUAGAAGACAGGAUGCCUCUUUCCCACUUGUAAUUCGCAACACAAAAUAAGUGAAACUACUUUUUACAAAGCUAGAAAAACAGCACAAUCACUUCCAAAUGGUUUGAGAUGGAUUGGAAACGGCCAGCAGGAAGCUCUGGUGAUAGGGGACAGGGUGGCCUUGGAUUCUUUUGGUGAUUUCUGUAGGAGAAACUAAAGCAAAGACUAUGGGUUUCCGACCCCAAGAGCGUUCCCACCGAACUCCCUGACUUCUCGGUGUUGGCCCGUCCUGUGGGGGGCCUCCUGGUCAGUCGGCCCUGACUCGCCUGCCACAGGACAGAUAGAGGUGUGACAUUUGGGUAGUUAAUACUGGGACUGGUUCUGGAGUAUGUAGUUGGAGUUCAUCCUUCUAGUCCUUUCUCCACACCUGUGGAUCUCCUGAAAACCUUUGGCAAUCUCUUGAGUCCUUUUUUAACCAGGACUAGUCCAGUUGGGAAUUUUACUGCCUCCUGAUGAGUGGCAGCAGGUAAAACCUGGCAUUCACUUGAGCCAAAAUAGCUUGUUCUGUUGGAAGGGAUAUCUUUAGAAUAGAAUUAGUGGGAAAGACAAAAUCAGAAAAGGUGCUGGGCUUUUAAGUGAUUGGCUGGUAGUGCUUUUCAGGAUAUCUUGGAGGAGAGAGGAAGAGACAGAACCAGAACUGGAGUACCCUCCCACCCCCCAUAUCUGAGUUUGCAGGUGUGGAAAAGCAAACAUGACUUGAACCUAAGAUCUGCAUUCACAUAGUUGUAUCCAAAUCAGCCCCCAAAUCAUCUAAGCAGGAUUCUCUCAUGGAGAGGUUAUUUUUCCCUCUUGGCCAAAGCAGCCAAAUCCUUUCUGAAUUAAAGCAAAUUGAGCUAAUAAUGCCUUGAAUAAGAGUUAAGUUGCCUGUGACCGCUGCCAUCCUGAUUUCUCAUCUGCAAUGAAUUUCCACCUCAGCCUUUAAGGCAUUUGGUCGCUGAAGUGGCUGCUCCCGAGAGAUGGAGACAUCAGAGACGGAGAGAUCGGCAGUCCUGCCUGUGCCAUUGCUCCCUCAGCUGAGCAUGCUCCGAUCUGCUGGUGGCUCCACCUGUCUUGUGAUACGGGCCAUGCAGAAAACUGGGAACAAAGAUUUUAAGCUUUCUGAGCCUUAAAAUGAAGGAGGUUACCAGGAAGAGCCUUAAGAUUUUGAUUUACGUCAAACCCUAACUUUAUCACUUAAUUUCGAUGGGUGUUCUGAGCCGGCGGUGUGGCACUAUUGUCCCCGUCCAGGUGGCACUCGAAGGUUCCAGGAGGCUAAGGCCCAGACUCAUUCUGUGUUCCACCAGUGCGGCUAGGACCUAGGAGCAGCUGCAGUGCAAUAUAGGGUCUGAGGACAACAGGCCCAGUGUGCCCCCUCCCCGGGCGCACCUCUCCUGCAUCCUGUCUGGAUGCCGGUCCAGCCUUGCACUUCUGCCGAGCAGAGACUAAUAUUUAAACAGUAUCGGGGAGCGAUUUAAUCCAGCCAUUGGAGAGCAGUUUGGGGCAGCCACCCUUUCGAAAACAGCUUAGAAUUUAUAUCCUAAUAUUUUCACAUUGAAAGACAGCUGAGUAACCUGUAACUCUUAACAACAGUAUAAGGUCAGGAUGCUUUUGUACUCUACAUUUUGAGACAUCUGCAAAAAUGGGCUGAGUGAUUAAAAAAAAAGUUGUUGAAUUUAAGACAGGUAUUAGCACAAAACACUGAAACUGUGUUAAUAAAAGGAGGCUUCAGAUUCCAAUUUUAAGGCCACUUACUGUGUAAAAUUCACAGUUGAGCUUGAAAAUACCGUGUUUUGUGCUCCCCCCAGAGUGUCAGGAAGCUGGCCAGCGGGAGACAGCGGGCAUGAGGCCAGCACACUCGCCUGAAGAAACGUGAGUGAAACCAAAGGGUGGGCUAGUAUUCUCGCAGACAUAUGGGAUGCCGCAGUGAAAUGAGUGAGAAUGGUUCUCAGACUGGGAACUUCUUUCACAACGUGGAAGGCAGAGGUACUGCUAAGGAAAAAAGCAGGAGGGAAAGUCGCUAUGAAAAUGUCACAUCCUUUCUUUCAAAACAGGGCAGAAACUGUAUAAUUUCAUUCUCUUUCCUACUUUUUCAAAAUUCAUGACCGUAAGAGGUGAAUGUUCAGCUCUCUUGUGGUUAAAGUCAUAUAUCAAUAGGGUGCUGCUGUGACAGGACUCUUAGGACAUAGAUUUAUGUUCUGAUCGGGAUUGGAUUAAACUUGGAAGGUAUGUGUAGGCAUAUCUUGGAAAAAAAACAACCAUAAGCUGAUAGCUCUAAAAUGCAAGAAAACCAAAAUCUGUUUGAGAAACAGAAGCAGGUAUCUUUCUUUUAAAGUUUUGUCACUGUGUCCUCUUUGUGGAUUCUGUAGCACUAAGAUACUCAAGUCACUGAGGGGUUCCUGGUCAGCCCUAGGGUGGGUGUGCCUAGCCAACAUCUAGAGGUAGAUGUGGACACAUUUUAAUAGUAUCAAAUGAACAAAAUCAGAACUGACUACCAUUUCCUUACUCCUCCCACUUCUUAAAUACGUUUAUUCCAGAGUUUAAAUGGGGAAAUAUGGAUAUAGAAGUUUUAUUCUAAAUUGUUCUUUAAUACGAGGCUAUAUUGUGGGUUUGGGUGUAAAUAAUUUUCUGUGCAAAACAAAUUAAUAGACAGGAUCUGUGGUUUGCUCAGAGUAUUGUUCAGUAAUAUAGUAAUAAGACAUUUCUCCCUGUUGCACUCAGGACUAAAUAUAUCAAAUGAAAUUUAAGGAGGAAAUGGAAGAAUUCAGGUACAUCCAUUGCAUAUUAUUUGAGGAAAGAUGAAUCCUACACAUGGCAGUUUUUCAGUGUCACCUGAACACGUUCUUCCAAGGAAAUUCAUCUUUUCUUUUCCUUAAAAAAAAAAAACUUCUGGCUUUUUCCUUUGCACCCACCAUAUUCCUUCAGCAUUCAUUCUCCAUGGUCCCUGUAUUCUUAUUUGACCAGUAAAUGACCACACCUCAAUGGCAAGAAAACAGCAUCUGUCGGUGAGCUGUCUGAUAGGAGUUACCUUGUGAGCUUGAGCUUCAGGAAACAUGAGUAAAGGCUUAUGGAUGUAUAUAGUCAUAUAUGUAUUGUAGCGAGAAAAAAAAUGUAUUUAUUUUGACACAGGGAAACACUGACUUAUGUUGCUGAAGAACUUGAAGCUAGUGAAAGGGUCUUUCCUCAGUCUCUGAGAGUGGCCCCAAGUGACAUAAGGACCAUCCAGCAGGCAGCUGCUGGGUAGCUCUGGUGAGCCAGCCAUGGCUUGGCACGGGAGUGAGCGACGUUGUGAAAGUGUUGUCCAGGGGAAGGCCAGUUUUUCUCCCUUUGAGGCCUCGACUCCGGGUUGAAGGGGCAGGGGCCGGGUACUCCACUGCCACAAGCUUUUAAGGAACGAAGGUGUUACAAACACAAAAUGUAAGGGGGGGUGCAGAGAGCUGGGAGUAAUUGACCAGGAAGCUAAUUUAUUUGCUGAAAAGGAUGGUAUAGGAGUCACUACCCUCUGUUUUGAUCUGCCAAGGAUUUCCUCUCAGAGCUGUUGCACAACUAGGGGUUGGGCUUGGUAAGACACCAAAUGGGACAGACAACGCACCUAAAUUUCUAAUGUGUUCUGUGGGUUUCAAUUCUGAAAAAGAAAAAAAAAGAAAACGAAUAAAGAUUUUAAUAAGUA
Molecule: messenger RNA, 4882 nt
Organism: Canis lupus familiaris (dog)
Lineage: Eukaryota; Metazoa; Chordata; Mammalia; Carnivora; Canidae
Gene: FAM20B
Product: FAM20B glycosaminoglycan xylosylkinase
Exons: 7
Coding region: 1-1230 (409 amino acids)
Biological process (GO): protein phosphorylation
Cellular component (GO): Golgi apparatus
Molecular function (GO): phosphotransferase activity, alcohol group as acceptor
Source: RefSeq, a predicted model, not a curated record